Striga hermonthica is the source of this 1493-nucleotide messenger RNA. The record is from the annotation of a GenBank genome assembly. NCBI's taxonomy places the organism in Eukaryota, Viridiplantae, Streptophyta, Magnoliopsida, Lamiales, Orobanchaceae.
GAUCGGACGGAAGUCCCUCUCAAACGAGCCACGACAGCCUCAAGGGCACGAACGGAAUCCAGCCCAGCCGAACCCGAAUCACCCCUAACAUUUGAUACUUUGCAGGAACAGCUGCCCGAGAAGAUCAAGAUCCCGCAGAUCGGAUUUUAUGACGGAACAUCUGACCCGUACACCCACCUAGGAUUAUACAUGUCAUGGAUGGACCUGCACGGAGCACCGGACGCCCUCCGCUGCCGGAUGUUCUCAUUAACUCUGGGAGAAAAAGCACAAAGAUGGUACCAUUCGCUCGCCCCACAUUCGGUCGCUAGGUGGUCACAAUUAAAGUCCAUGUUCCGAACCCACUUCAUCGGAUCCCAGGCGUGUCGAAUUCCCAAAGAAUCGAUCACCCACAUUAUCCAGGGAGCAGACGAGAGUGAAGAAUUACAUCACUCGAGGUUCAGUAGGAUGGAUGCAGGCAACCGGAGGCCAAGAAACGAUGAACGAAUGAACCCAGGAGACGAGCCCGAUUUUAGACUGAAUCCCCGGAGAGCGAACGAACACCAUAAUGAAAUCUUGACGAUCAGUCAGGAGCAACGAGGCGAGACGAGCGCAUCCGGGGGAAGGAAAAGGACAGCAUCCAGACGAGACGAGGAGCAUUCGGUUCACAUCCCAAUCCAAAGAAGCGGACCGCCCACAAGGGUCAAUACGAGCCGAGAAAGUUCGAGCGUGUCAAGAACACAGGUCAAGGCAUACGUCCGAAAAGCAUACAGCACAGGACACCAAGUCAGCCGAGCGGAGGUCAACCGACACAUCCCCAUGCCUACAAAUCUAAUAAUGUUUUCGGAUGAAGAUUCUCUCCCGUUUGAUAAUCCACACUCAAAUGCGCUCGUAAUCACAGCCCCCAUUUUCCGAAUCCCAGUCCACCGAAUCAUGGUGGACACGGGAGCGUAUUCAAGUAUCUUAUACUGGACCGCAUUCCUUAAAAUGGGGAUAGACCAGAGCGAACUACGCCCAUGCAACGACCGCAUAACUGGAUUCAACGGACAAGCAACCAUUCCCGAAGGAGAAAUCACACUACCAAUCGAGCUCGGGGGAUCAGGAGCAAACGGAUGCAGGAUCAUGGAAACUUUCAAAGUGGUGAAAACGGCCAGCGAGUACAACGCCAUCCUCGGGCGAACGGCCUUAUACAAGCUGAAGGCGGCCGUAUCAAUCUUCCACUAUUCGAUCAAAUUCCCAACUAAGAAUGGCACGGGAGUCCACUACGGCAACCAAAGGGAAGCAAGAGAGUGCAUCAUGGCGAUCCCGUCAUUAGAAAUACACUCGGUCAUGAUGGCGAACGAGGAGGAGAAACUGAUCGUCGAACUAGUUGUAGAACCCGAGCAGUCACACGAGCACGAAGUUUCGUCCGAACGGCCAGACAACAGUGCGGCCAAAGGAUACAUGAACGAACGAAAGAGGAUGAGGGAAGAACCGAUCGAGGGCCCAGAAGAAGAAGACAAGUACCCUAUGCUGAC